Messenger RNA from Lineus longissimus, 1684 nucleotides. RefSeq lists its product as uncharacterized. The record is from RefSeq and is a predicted model, not a curated record. Gene Ontology annotation, cellular component: membrane. Bases 151 to 1116 code for a protein of 321 amino acids. NCBI's taxonomy places the organism in Eukaryota, Metazoa, Nemertea, Pilidiophora, Heteronemertea, Lineidae. The transcript is spliced from 5 exons. Gene Ontology annotation, molecular function: C-5 sterol desaturase activity; iron ion binding.
AAAACCGGGUGUCCUCAUUGUAUCACAAUGAUAAUAUUCACAACAUAAACAUUUUUGGUCGUAGAUUUCGUCACAGUUUUGACAAACAUAGCCUAUAUCUUACUAGGCAUUUGACGGACUGAAACGGGGACUUCACUAUCGUUGUCGAAAAUGGCGGGAAAAGAUGGCGGGAAACAAUGGUAUCAGCAGACAAUCAAGAUAUUCGCAGCUUCUCUAUUGACGUUUUUCGUUGGUAUUACAGUACGAGGAGACUGGGUACUGAUUUUCUUCAACCUUUGGAGAUACCAUCACAAUGGAACGGCCACAUCGCCCAAUCCGACACCAGGUGUCUCUCUUGCAAGCAUCUACCUCAAAGACCUCCAUUUCUACCUCAUCCCGUCCGUUAUCGUGUCCUACGUCACCUACUUCGGGAUGGCUGGCUACUUUCAUCGGUAUUUCUACAUCAAUAGGAAAGACAAGGCACACGAAUGGAAAUGCCAGGCGGAGAAGUUCCUGACCCCAGAAAAUGAGCGACAUGCAUUGAUGGUUGGCUCCAUGAAUAUGACAAUCGGUGCCUUAUAUUCAGGAACUGCUGCUUGUGUAAUCAUGAAUGGUGCCCCGUCGAAGUUAUACUACUCCAUCUCAGACUACGGGAUAAUCUACGCCAUCUUAUCCGCAAUCGUUGUCUUCCUGCUAAUAGAAGGCGCUGGAUACUACGCACACAAGAUGUACCACAUCCCAUGCUUGUACAGGGCGAUUCACAAAUGGCAUCAUCGAUACCAGCAGCCGAUGGUCUGGGUCUCGGGCGCGAUGCAUCCUAUUGAAUUUCUCACCUACCAGACGAUAUUUGUGUCUCCAGUAUUCUUCCUCCCGCUGCAUCCGUUUGUCUUCUUGAGUGUUAUAUUGUACCACUAUUACUACGGGGUCGUGGACCAUUCAGGAAUCAAGAUGGCUGCCAUCUGGCCAUGGCAAAUACAUUCAAUGUACCAUGACAACCAUCACAGGUUUUACCACUGUAAUUUCGGCUUCAACAUUAAGUUCUUUGAUUGGCUGCACGGUACCAUGCACAGGGACGAUCGCCUCUACAGUGAGGCGAUAUUCGGCGGAAAGGGGGCGCCACUUGUCAAAGAAGGCUGAUUGGUUAAGUCAUGUACUGUGGAAUGAUGACAGAAUCAAGAAUACAUUAUACUUCCGUCGUAUUGAGGUUGAUGGCUUCACUGCGUGAUACAGCAUCUUCUCCAAGGAAUUAAGCUUGGACAGAGUCGAGCAUGAACAGGCCUGGGGGCACCAGUGAUAUGGCCAAGGCCAGUGUAGCGUUUUUAGUUGUUGAACAUGUUUCAGUGAGCAACAAACAGCUGGAGAUACCAUGACUUUUUGUAACGUAGAGAGAAAAAGAGAUCACAGCGCUAGGCCCACAUUUAAAUGGUCUAGAUGUUGUAUGAAAAGGUUCAUAUCCACUGUGGCCAAUAGGGUACUGUGCCGUUAACAAUAGGGACAGCUAGUGCACAUACCUACAUGUACGUGGCCUGGGUAAUUUCCUGGUCGAUAACAAAGAAGAUGGCCAAUGGACUCUUCUUUCCUGUAGUAUAACAACUACCCCAUUGACCACAGUGAUAACACGACAGAUGUGAAGUGGCAUCUACAAGUCAUUUGUAAGAAAGGAAAACGCAAAUAAAGAACUGCCAAACUAUUUAUCAAUUUUCAA